Messenger RNA from Pygocentrus nattereri (red-bellied piranha), 2296 nucleotides. It is a transcript of the gene mybl2b, whose product is annotated as v-myb avian myeloblastosis viral oncogene homolog-like 2b. The coding region runs from base 210 to 2132 and encodes 640 amino acids. The record is from RefSeq and is a predicted model, not a curated record. Gene Ontology annotation, molecular function: RNA polymerase II cis-regulatory region sequence-specific DNA binding; DNA-binding transcription factor activity, RNA polymerase II-specific. Lineage: Eukaryota; Metazoa; Chordata; Actinopteri; Characiformes; Serrasalmidae. Gene Ontology annotation, cellular component: nucleus. The transcript is spliced from 15 exons. Gene Ontology annotation, biological process: regulation of DNA-templated transcription.
AGUCCCGGGAAAGCCCUGCGAAAAAAGCGCGCAGUUUCAGAUUUUCGCAGCUGCUUGUGCGCGUUUUCAGGCUCGAUCCGAGGACUUUCCGUUAAUAAAGUCCGCAGGAUCGGCGGUGCGGAUGGCCGCUUCUUGAUACCGUAUGCGCGGCAUCGCAGGGAGGAAACACGCCGUGAUCGGAGGUUCGGGAAAAGCGCGGCUUCACGAAAAUGUCCUUGUCUUGGACGCGCGGGGAGGAUGCGGACUGUCAGGACACAGAUUCCGAUGUAGCGGACCAGAAGGACUACGGGAAAGUCAAAGUGAAGUGGACGCAGGAAGAGGAUGAUAAUCUGCGAACACUGGUUCAGAGCUUGGGAACGACCGACUGGAAAUACAUCGCCAGUUUUCUGCCAAAUCGGUCGGAACAUCAGUGUCAGCACCGCUGGUACAAAGUUUUGGAUCCCGACCUUGUCAAAGGACCCUGGACUAAAGAGGAGGACGAAAAGGUCAUAGAGCUGGUGAAUAGGUAUGGUAACAAGCAGUGGGCCAUGGUGGCUAAGCACUUGAAGGGACGUCUGGGAAAGCAGUGCCGUGAACGCUGGCAUAACCACCUGAACCCAGAUGUGAAGAAGUCCUCCUGGACUGCGGAGGAGGACCUCAUCAUCUAUAAGGCCCACUGUGUGCUGGGAAACCGCUGGGCUGAGAUCGCCAAGCUGCUCCCUGGCAGAACAGACAAUGCGGUGAAAAAUCACUGGAACUCCACAAUCAAGCGCAAGGUUGAGACGGGUUACUAUGAUGGAGUGGACACGACUCUCCAUAUCAUUCACCAGCCCGAGACGGAAAAUGUUAUAGUUCAGCACAUUGAUGCACAGGAGGAGUUCUGUUACAACGGAGCCAGAGAGGGAAUCCCAGUAGAGGUGGUGACGCAGGAGUCUUUCGAUCCUGCACCGCAGAAAGCUGAAGCUGCUCCCGUCAGCUCUGCGACUCCUAAACAUCCCAGAGCUCCAGCUACCCCUAAAAGCGAAGCAGACAGUGGAGGGAACUCUGCCUGGGUGGUGGACAGCUCCGGCUUCCUCUCGCCCUCUGCAGCGCCCACCCUGAAGGAGGUUAUGGAGCUGAUGGACGGGGAACUAGAGGGCUGGUGUAAUCUGGCUGAUUUUGACUUGCCGGAGGAGAGUCAGAGUCCGGAGGUUCUGCAGUUCCGGUUGGAGGGCAGUGCUCUACAGGAGCUCAGUAAAGGCAGUAAAGGGGAGCUAAUCCCAAUCUCUCCUGGCGGGGCCACACCCCCCUCCAUCUUGAGUCGCCGUACCCGCCGCCGCAUCGCCCUGUCCCCAGACCCCAACGACUCCAUGACCCCCAAAAGCACUCCUGUGAAGAUCCUGCCCUUCUCUCCCUCACAGUUUCUCAAUUUAUGGACCAAACAAGACACCCUGGACUUGGAGAAUCCCUCUCUCACAUCGACUCCUGUAUGUAGCCAAAAGGCCGUUGUCACCACACCACUACACCGUGACAAGACUCCCCUUACUCAGAAAGAAAACUCUGUAUUCAUCACGCCGAACCACAAGGCGGAUAUGGAUAACACUCCCCGCACUCCUACCCCAUUUAAAAAUGCCCUGGAGAAGUACGGCUCCAUACGGCCUCUGCCACCAACGCCUAACUUGGAGGAGGACCUGAAGGAGGUCCUGCGCAGCGAGGCGGGGAUCGAGCUCAUUGUGAAGGAUGAGAGUCCACCUGAGUGGAGACAAAAACAAGUGCACCGGCCUCCCAUGAAGAAAGUCCGCAAAUCUCUGGCCUUGGACGUGUUGGACUGUAAAGACCCCGGCUCUGCUCGACGCCAGCAAACUAAACCUGCUGCCAAGCCCAGCAGGAAGGUGGACCAGUCACUGUCACAUUCCCUCAACUCCUCUAUUACGGUGAAGAAGGAGGAGAACGUCCUGGACCAAGGAUUCAUCCUUGGCCCAAAUGAAAGUGGAAUAAUCACCAGUCGAGCACAGCCCACCCCCAUCCUGAUCCCACCUGCUCCUAUGACGCCAGCGUGGGAAACCGUGGCGUGUGGUCGGACGAAGGAUCAGCUGAUCAUGACGGAGAAGGCCAGGCGUUAUCUCCGCUCCCUGAAGACUAGCGCGCACAGCCGAGCGCUCAUCCUCUCCUGAGGCUGCGCGAAACCCCACGCGGAAGAGUCGCCGUUUGCCUCCACCUUCUAUGUUCCUCAUGUUACGAAUUAAGAUGUAAAAAAAAAAAAUGGUUUGUUAAUAAUGCGUGAUGGGAUGGUUUUGAAACAGUGUUGUAAAUAACAAACGCCAUGUCCUUAUGAGCA